UGACGUUUGAAAUUGUCAUUCUACACUCCAUCACGUGAUGUCGCGUCACAGUCUUGCACGCAAGGUUAAAUUGAUGCAGGGCGAGGCGGCGGCACUGGAAAGGAGAAUGGGGACAUGCCCGGUAACCCAUUAACCCCGGAUUGUGUCUACAUGCUGACAGGAUGCACGUCGCCGAUUUCGUGUCCGGCUCGUUGGCAGGGGCCUGUGGCAUGAUUGUGGGAUACCCUCUGGACACUGUCAAGGUCCGGAUACAAACCCAAAGACAGUUCACGGGAAUAUGGCAGUGUAUCGCCGCCACGUUUUCCAAAGAAGGGGCGCACGGCUUCUUCAAAGGCAUGUCGCUGCCGAUGGCGACCAUCUCCGUCACGUCCUCGGUGGCGUUCGGCACCUACAGGAACUGUCUGCAGUGUCUGAAGCAGGCGCGAGGGGCCGCCCACAGCCCCGGCACCAAGCCGGAGAUCUUCCUGUCGGGGUUGGUGGGCGGAAUAAUGCAGAUGUUGCUGGUCGCGCCCGGUGACAUCGUCAAAGUGCGCCUCCAGUGCCAGACGGAGUCCGUGCGGCGAGGGACCAAGCCCAAGUACCGCGGCCCGCUCCACUGUCUGCUGAGCAUCCUCAAAGAGGAGGGACUGCGGGGGCUCUACCGGGGGGCUAUGCCGCUGGCGCUCAGGGACGGCCCCGGGUUCGCCAUCUACUUUCUGACCUACAACACCGUUUGCGAACGGCUGACGGAGAGCGGAAAAGAGAAGCCAGCCUGGAGCGCAGUGAUGUUGGCCGGUGGCUUUGCGGGAAUGAUGGCGUGGUCCAUGAGCACACCUAUGGACGUGAUCAAGGCACGCCUGCAGGUGGAUGGCAUCCGGGGGAUGCGGCGCUACAGGGGGCUUGUCCACUGCAUUGAGGAAACGGUGCGCAGCGAGGGUGUGGGCCUCUUCUUCCGGAGCAUGGGCAUCAACUGCCUACGCGCCUUCCCCGUCAACAUGGUGGUGUUUGUCACUUACGAGGUUUUUACCGGCCUCCUGCAGGCCGCGCCCGACGGCACCGCACCCCCUCCGGUGGGCUUGGAAUAAGAGCACGCAUCCUCUUGACUGUUUAAGGCAGGGGUUCUUAAACUUUUGGGUCCAGAGAACCCUCACAGGUGAGAACUUUUUCCAACAACCCCCUCAUAAUCGCAAUGCCAAUCACACAUGAAGUACGUUGUGUACGUGAAUGACAAGAAUUUAAAAAGUUGGCAGUUUUGGAGAGGAAAAGUUGGUUAAAAAUCCAUAUUUUUGGAGAGAAAAACUUGCAAGGUUAUGAGAAUAAAAAUGUAUUGGGAAAAAAAUGGUAUUUUGGUAGUGUAAAAAGUUGUAAUUUUACAAGAACUAGAUAGUUAUAUUAUCAUUUUGAAGUAUAUAAAACCUCUUUUGUUCCUCAAAAAUAGGACUUUAUUUCUGUAAUCCAUCCAUCCAUUUUCUAUACCGCUUAUCCUCACUAGGGUCGCGGGCUGCUGGAGGCCAUCCCAGCUAUCUUUGGGCGCAUUCCUGCAAUGCCUUUUCUAAUAAAAAAAAAAUCAGCUGGUGAUACAUUAUAUCAUAUCAGAUUUGAAUUGGCUCCAAGUUAAGAUUAAUGAGUUGAUUGUUUUUCUUUUAUUGGCACAACGCAACCUGUUGAUAUAAAAUGUCGACACACCCAUGUUGAAAGGUCAGGUUUUUGAGAUAUUGGGGAAAAAAUGAGAAAAAGACCUGAACUUUACCACUUAUCACCAGAGCAUCUUACCUGCAAGGUGGUGGCAGCAUCAUGCUUUGGGUGUGUUUAUCUUCCGCUGGACCUGCAGCCAUAGAUAAAGUGGAGGGAAUUACGAACAGUUCCAAAUAACAGUUAGUGUUGGCACAAAACUUCUAGAAAGUGUUUUAUAUAUACAGAAAGAGCAUACUAGAAUGUCUGAACUUUAUUUGGGGUUAAUCAGAAGUGCUUUCAAUGGCGGCAGGUGUGUGGUGACUCCCAUUUACCAUGAAUUUAAAUGUAAUUGGUUGAUUCGGAACACAGGCACAUCAUCAGAUAUAGAAGGGUGUGCGCACUUGUGCAACCCCAUUGUCUCAGUUGGUUUUGAAAUGCUUCAUCUUGCUCCAAUUUAUUUUUAUAUCUCAAAGUCCUGGCAUUCAAACAGGGGUGUGUUGACUUUAUAUAUUUUACUUUUUUUUUUUUUUUUUUUUAAUGAUUGAGCAUAAUUUAUUACAAAUAAUUUAGCAGACCCCAUUUUAAGUUAGACCCUCAGAAGUUGAACACAAUGUCAAUUAAAAAGAAAAAAAAUCCCAUUAGAAUUCAACUGAUUUUGGUAUAUAGGUAAUGUUUUAGAAGCUCAUUGUCAUGUAAGUGCAAAAAAAUAAAUAAUAAUAAUAAUACAUGGGUAACGGGUAGAAGUAGUAAAACCCCCAAAACAUAUAUUGCACAUGUUUUGUACCAUCCAUCCAUCCAUCUUCUUUACCGCUUCUCCUCACUAGGGUCGCGGGCUUCUGGAGCCUACCCCAGCCAUCUUCGGGCAGGAGGCGGGGUACACCCUGAACCGGUCGUCAGCCAAUCGCAGGGCACAUAGAAACAAACAACCAUUCGCACUCACAUUCACACCUACGGGCAAUUUAAGAGUCUUCAAUCAACCUACCACGCAUGUUGUUGGGAUGUGGGAGGAAACCAACGCAGGCAAGGAGAGAACAUGCAAACUCCACACAGGCGGGGCCGGGGAUUGAACCCCGGUCCCCAGAACUGUGAGGCGGGUGUGCUAACCGGUCUUCUACCGUGCCGGCACGUUUUGUACCAUAUUAAAAACAAAAUCUGAAGAUAAUCUAAAAUGUUUCAAAUUCUGAGGGUCCACGUUUUGUUGUUUGUUUACUUAUACACUGUGUGUUAAAUAUGUGACUAUAUCACGGAAGCUCGGGUACAUUUACUUCAUUGUUAGGCUAAAGUUAAGAAAUAGUCACCUGUGGCCUGUAGAUGGCGCUCCUGGCCAGCUAAUUGUAGCCCAAGGCUGGUAAGAACUGCAAAAAAAAAAAAAGGUGCAACACCGCACAUUACCAUGCAUAUUUUAUUAAUUGACUUUUAUUGCACUUUUAUUGAUAAACUGUGUUUUAAAAGUCUCACAGGCCUAUCAGUGUGGGAUGUUUUUCCUAAUAUGAUUGCUGCAUUUAUUCAUAAUUUGACAAUAAUGUGUGCCUUGAGUUAUAAAGGUGAUUCAUUAAGCUGUGUCAUAGGCAAGCGGGGGGUGGCUUGUGAAAUUUUUAACUUGCAAGGUCACACUUGUG
Messenger RNA from Phyllopteryx taeniolatus (common seadragon), 3272 nucleotides. RefSeq names its product solute carrier family 25 member 47a (gene slc25a47a). NCBI's taxonomy places the organism in Eukaryota, Metazoa, Chordata, Actinopteri, Syngnathiformes, Syngnathidae. The transcript has 6 exons. Bases 162 to 1064 code for a protein of 300 amino acids. The record is from RefSeq and is a predicted model, not a curated record. Gene Ontology annotation, molecular function: transmembrane transporter activity. Gene Ontology annotation, biological process: transmembrane transport. Gene Ontology annotation, cellular component: mitochondrion.